Acanthaster planci (crown-of-thorns starfish) is the source of this 9368-nucleotide messenger RNA. RefSeq lists its product as uncharacterized. Lineage: Eukaryota; Metazoa; Echinodermata; Asteroidea; Valvatida; Acanthasteridae. The record is from RefSeq and is a predicted model, not a curated record.
GCUUAAUUCAUUUCUGCCUCAGGUCAGGGCCCCUUUCCAUGAUCCUGGGAAAGGUAGCUACCUGAAUUUAUGAUGGUGUUUGUGCCAGAUCUGCAGAUUAUGAUAGAGGCUGUGCAUGCUGCACUGCUGGCACCGGUUAUCUUGACUGUUUAUUGACACACGCUUUAGUGAACAUCAGAAGCAGGAAACAGCCGUAUGCUUGAGUUCAUAAACCCAAAGUGUGCUUGUGGGCAUAACCCUCUGUUUUGCUACUGCAGGGACCCCACAGUUGGCAUCAUCCAUUUUAUACAAUAGGGAUGGUGCAUGCAUCAAUUACCUUACCUUUAUGUGGUAGGUGGAGAAAAAGGGGAAUAUGAGGGCUUAACCUCAUCCUAACUGUCAGUGUUAAAUGUUUUCCCUGCUUGUUUUAAUUGAAUGUAAAGUCAUGCUACAGCUAAGCUGUUGUGAAGCAUGCCACUGUUCACAGGACACUGGAAUGCAUUGAUCACAGCGCUGCCCUGGGUGGAUAUGGCCCUUUGCCAUAUUGUGUAAUGACAGACUUUCAGGCUUGACUAACACUUCCAUUGGCAUCGGUCCGUGAGUGACAUCCCUGUGACCAUGUAUCCAUCCAGUAUUGCCAGCUACACCCCAUUGUGUGCUCAUGCUCCUGUGUUUGUACCAGGAAGUAUCCCUCCGCAGCCAGCACAGCCAGUGCAAAUUCCUCAACCGUGUCCUUUUACCCAGCAGCCGAUGCAAAUGGUCACUUAUUGCCCAGUAUCUGUAACACCCGCUUUCACCCAGUCAUCCCAGGGUGUCCCACGAAGCUACACUCGGAUGCCCCAGCCAGUAGCUGGUGGCGGUGUCAUUGGCAGUCCCACCCAACCAGCUGCGAGACCCUGGCAGUCACAGCUGCAGCCAGAGACACAACUGCACCUGCCAUCGCAGGACAGUGCACGGCCCCAGCUGCAGUGUGGGCCCGGUCAACAGCUGCUCCGCCAGCCCAGUCCCCAGCCGCAGCAUCAGCCAUAUCGCCAGCCCCAACUGCAACCCCAACCGCGCACUCAGCUGCACUGCCCGCCACACUGCCCGCCACAUCCCGAGCCACACUGCCAGCCACAGCGACACUGCCAGCCACAACCCCAGCCACUAUCCCAACCACAACCUCAGCUCCAAACCAAGAGUCAACAGUUGCAACAGAAUGGUACCUCCACGUACUACCCACAAUCUAACUCGCCCUCGGUCACCUAUGCAAAAAAGUCGAGCCUGUACGAGGUUGCCAAGCCCUCACAGAUAAGCUGCUCUAGAAGCAUAGGUUUCGGGGGCAGUCCCAGUAUCAAAGAACAGCAGUCACUGUAUCAGGAGCAGUACAUACAGAGUUCGUGGGCUACCGAGGACUGCACAGUACCCUUAACAGAACCAGAAAGACGGAGACUAUUGAGUCAAUUUCAGGAGGUUCUCACAACCCACGGCACCCUGGAUGCGUGCGACAGCCGGCUUCUGAGCAUCUUCAUGCAGCUCCCGGCCCCCAUCCGGCGGGGAAUCAAGAGGCUAGGGGGUCUCAGACCAUUCCUGCAGCAGGCUGAGGAGUUCUUUGUGGUAGAAGGAGACAAUAUUUCGUUGCGAGGAAAAGCAGCGGAGAUGGACUCGGAGGAUAUUGCGUGUGAACCAGCAGAAUGGGAGGACAGCAAGACAGAAGAUUUCUGCAUUACGGAAUUCAUGAAAGCCGCACCGGCCAGGUUGGACCCUCUGAAGGGUGACGGUUCCCAGAACAGGGAAGACGAAGAAUCUGCCAAGCUGUGGGAGCUGUGUUCCCUCUUGACAUCGAGCUAUGGGAAUGGAGGCGGUUACUAUGACGACUUCAGGACUCUCUAUCCAGGUGAGACACCUACUUUUAAAGACAAAAAGGAAGAGAAAAGCCCCUUCACUGAUGUUGGAGACAGAUUAGCUGCCAAGGCAAAGGAGGUCACAGAAAAACCACUCCUUGAUAACUCGGUCUCUGUACACGUUGUAAGCAACAUGGGAGCAAGAGCAGGGGAGCAGGAGUUGUCACUCAGCCAACAGAGGUCGAGCGGUCAGGGGAGGUCGAUACCUUUGUCACCACAGCUGGCAUCACCGUAUGUUACCAUGGGAGAGAAACUGGCCACCAAAGCUAAAGAAAUCUGCUGUGAAGAUGCUAAGAAUCAUUUAAGGGAGCAAGGGAGUAAAGCUACUUCAGAGGUCACCACAAACUCUACGUUGACAUCCUCUUCCAUCUCAGAGGUUAAAGAUAAUUCACCUUCGACUCCAGCAGGACAGACCAGUACAGCUGUGCAGGACAGUAAACUGCCGCAAGAUGGGGCAAGCAAUGCCGAAGAGCAGCAGGAAGAAAAAGGCAUAGAACCGCCGAAACAAGGGGAAGAAAAGCCAGCUGCCAUGAAGGGCCCACAAGAGGGAAGCUUGAGUACCAGACCCAAAAUGGCUUCUAUAUUGAGUGGUUUGGCAACAGGUAAUGGAGAGAGUGGAUGGAUCCAGUACUUGCAGAGUCUGGCAGCGGCAAGGCACGAAACUCUCUCAGACCCACCCAUGGCUAGCGACUCUGAAGGCUCGACAACCAAUGACAGUAUUGAGGAAACACCCAGCGGGGUGCCAAAUCACCAACGUGAGUUGUCGAAGUUGCCUGACCAAAACUCUGGGUCUGACCAGGACCGUUCUGAGAGCUGUGGCUUGAACUCCAGUGCAAACAUGCUAGAAGCUGUGGAAAAGGAACCCUGUACUUCUACUGCUGAUCAGAUAGUAAACACAAAACAGAUUUCUGGUGGUUGUCAAGAGAAUGACCUCUGCGCUACACAGGAAGUCGAUCAUCCUAUUCGAGAUGGAGACCUCACAGGUCCUGAACAGUUUUUGGUGUGUCCAGAGGUAUCCACAACCAUCAAAGAUGUCAUUGAAUCUAUCCCAUCAACUGAUGUCCAAAGAGACGAACAUAGCCUGCAAAAGUCUCAGGGGCAUCAGAUUUUGCCAGAAGAACCUAACGCUUCUACGGACAGUUUGUCUCGGGAGGUAGCACCUGACGCAGACAGAUUGGAAGCUGCUUUUGCUGUUCAGUUGGACCACAAACACAAACAGACUACGCGUGAAACUCCGGACACACAUUCUUCCAGGUUCUUAGAGACCCCAGGCAAUUCACACAAAGCUUCAGAUGAUCCCACGGAUCAACACAAGUUCCAAACAGGUGUAGAAGAUGUAGCUUUAGAGGGUGAUGUAAAAAUUACAAAUUCUCCAUCCACUUGGGAAGGGUCCAAGGAAGAGUGUACCCUUGACAGUAGUCACACCAUGGGAGAAGCCAAUCCAUGUAGCUUGCCAAUCAGCUCAGGACAGCCUAAAACAGAGGAAUGCAAAUCUGAAACUACCGGCCAAGUACUCAGUAGUGUCCACCGAGAUCUCAGUGUGCCACUUGAACUGGCUGAGGAUAGCGAGAAGGAAGUUAGUGAAUUUUCCUCAUCGGAAACGAGCCCUCAACUGCACUCACCCAUCAAAGCUGUACCGAAACCAGAAAGUGACCUGUGGGACUCCCAGUCAUCCAGUGGAGAAAAUGAACAUUCCUGUUUGCAUGCACUGGAGCCUGAUACAAGCUCGAAAACUCCCGACAGUCAUACAAGAGAAUUUGUGAGUGUCUCUGGUGACUAUUGUGGUGAUCCUAAGCCUGUCUGUUUGGUUUCAGCAGAGCCUGAAUUGGAAGAGAAAACUCAGCCAGGGGAGACAGUUCUUUACCCCUCCACAGAGAUACGUGAUAGUGAGGAGAAUGACGGUUCCACAAAUGAGGAUAAGGUUGUUGAUGUACGGGAGCAUGUCGAGGCUGGUGGUCAGCUGGGGGGUUCAGAAUUAGUUGAUAAGCAACACAGAGGCCCCCCACAAGGGAGACAGAGAAGGGAUGAGUCCAAGAGAGGAAUAACUGCAGGAUCAGGAUUGGCUGCAGAUUCAGACAAGGUAAACACGUAUGCAAACCUGGAGCAGAAUCCUGAAAGUUGUUCAAAACACGAUCCUGACUGCUGUCAGAUUCCUCUGAAUCGCGCAGUUUCAAAACCCUCAGCAGAAACUGGUGGUGAUAUUGUGUCACGUCAAGUGUCCACUGUUUCUAAACCUCCAAGCAAGACUGGUCAAUGUAUGGUUCUAAUUCAGGAUGCUGGAUCAUGUCCAGUAGAGCAAGCCUUGCCACUUCCAGACCUGAGAGACCAACAAGAAGUUUGCAGGUAUUCACGUGGAGGUCAUCCAGCGCUGUCUGAAAAUAAUUGUGCUAACGGUGCCGCCGAUACUAAGGAAGUUAGACAGAAAGAAGUCCCUCUAGCCCGAGAUGGCCCUGUCAACAGGACUCUUCCCAAAUUGAAGGACAAAGGAGUGAACACAGAUGAGAUCAGGAUGUGCACACGAGCCAUCAGCACCAAGAAGAUCAUCACAAAGAACGUUGGCAUCACAACGGUCACCUUGUCCACGCAGAACCGGGCCGUGGACACACCCUCGGAGCUGGAGGAGGCCCACAUGAAAAAGUACAUUGAAGCGUUAGAGCGAGUCAGCAUCCUUGAAAUUACCUUGGACUGUGAGAGGGACUUGAUAGCAUCUCAAAAGAGCAGGCACAGUGCGGAGACGAAGGAGUUGAGAGAAACCCUCCAGGAGACCGAAUCUCGACUUUGUGAUGCCCAGUGUGAGCUGGACAGCAGACGCAAGCAGCAGACGUCAGAGUUCAGGAAGCUCUUGCUGGACCACCGAGAGUUGCAGAGCGUGUUCAGCACCACCAGGAGCAAAUUGGUCGCCGCCGAGAAGCAAAGCGCAUGCCUGUCUAAUGAGUUGCAGUCUGUGACCAGACAACUCCUGGACCUGGAGGCAGCAUUGACUACGAAAGCCAAAGCCGUCCCAAGGGCCAAUGUGGGGACGAACACCGAAGAACUUGUCAAGGCUGGGGAGUACUCUGGCACCGUUCCGGCUGAGCGCGCGGUGGCACUGGCAAAGCGUGCCAAGUCCGCCGAACUUGAGGUGCUGGAAUUAAAGCGUCAAUCGAUCGAGCAGAAGAUUAAGAGUACACUAGAAGAUGCCGAGUAUACCUACAACAUCUGUACAGAGAGCUCCCAACUCAACUUCUGUGAGAAAGCUCACCUAGUCAUCAGAUGGGCAGAGUAUCAGAACUCGAUGCAGGCUCAUACCUCCAAACUGGAGUCCAAGUAUAACAGCCUGGUCAGGAUGAUCAGAGAUGAAGACAAGACACUAGGCCAGCUACCUGAACUGGUUGCGCCUCAGUUGGAUACCUUCAAAGUCUCGGUGCCCAAACUUUCCAUUAAGAACUCCUUCUCGGUGAAGGCCAAGCCUACGAGCCAACCCCACCAGGUUUUCCAGUUCUUAGCUCAGCCCACAAAGAACACUGACCAGGCUCCCAAACCUUGCCUUCCGGCAUCCUCCUUGAAAGGAACUGUCAACAAUACCCCUCUGGACGGUCAGACGCUGUCUGGCAGUGACACGACUAGACAGCCAGUCAGGGUUCCCAAGGCUGUUGGGAGAGGACGUGGGCGGAGGUUGGCCAGCUCACAGUGUGAUAUCAGAAGACCUGGCGAAGUGCCAACUGCGGAUGCUGAAAUCAUCGACCAACCUGACACAGCAGCGUCAGCAACAGCACCUGCAGUGCCAGACGAGCCGUCAGACAUGCAGCAAGAUGCAAGUGGGCUGCAGGAGUUGGCAGAAACUCAACCUCACUCAGCCCCAGUGCCAGAGUUGCCAAAAGCUACCCCCGCUGUUUAUGAAGAAGUCUUGCCGCCAAGAUUCACAUUUGGAUAUCCCUUAGCUGUUGGAGGGGAUGUACCUCCUGGACUUGCAGAAAACCAGCAAGCACCAUGUGCAGCCCAGCCUGUGAAGCAGCAGCCUGCAGCCAAAACUCGAGCGGAGCGUCUCAUGAACAUGCGGAAGCGAAUCCAGAGUGACUCGAACCUCUCCCGACUGAGGUCGGUAUGCUCCAAAGGACCUCACCUUCCUGCCGGUAUGGAUGGUGCGCUCACCCUGGGACACUCGGCCAGGAAGAUGAACCUGUUUGCGGCUUCCAUCUUCAGUACUGGGGGCCACGCCUCCCAGCCGGAUGGACUGCCGACAGAAAGACCAGCUGGUGCUGUGGAGACUAGUUGUCCGCCCGCUCCCUCCUGUGGGACAUUUGAUAAGUCUGGUGCCGGUGAGCCAUGUCACGAUGCUGCAGUCAUCUCUGGCAGCCAUCAUCCUGCAGGUGAUCAACAACAGGAAUUGGCAAGCUUGCCAUCAAGCGGCGAGAUACUGGCUGGGGCCGUCACGUCUCGGGCAACAGUGAGCCAAGGUAGUCUGGUCUUCCAGUUGGCUGAUAACGUCAGAAAUCCAGGCACUCUUGGGAAUCCCAACCAGGUCCUAUCGAGUGGCUCACAGAGCAGCCUCACACCGGCGCAGAGGAUCUGCAUGGAGUGGAAAGCCAAGCACAUCCACAACCUGCCAGGAGAAAGGGCUGAAAGCUUGAAGGAUCUCCAGGAUGAUAGCAAGGUGCACGGUCACCUAGUACCUUCCAAAGACACCCAACUAACGCCGCCUGCUGGGUCAAUCUUACCCACUGCUGAGCCAUCAUUGCCUACUCAUGGGCCAUUGUUGCCCAUGUCCGAGCUGCAGUUGUCCACUCACGAACCAUCGCUGACCACUCCUGAGCCAUCGCCCACUCACCAACCAUCGCUGCCCACUCCUGAGCCAUCGCCCACUCCUGAGCCGUCGCUGCCCACUCCUGAGCCAUCAUUGUCCCCUCUUAAGCUGUGGUUCCCCACUGCUGAGCCAUCAUUGCCAACCCCAGGGCAGUCACUGCCAACUCCAGACCCUCUUUUGCCCACUCCUCAGCCACUCUUACCCACUCCAGAGCCAUUAUUGCCCACUUCCGGACCCAUCACACCUACUCCAAAGCCUCUGUUCUUCACUCUUCCCUCAUUCCACCCUCCUCUGGCCAACCCCAGUAGUCUGGCGUCCACCAAUGCCUUUCACAAGGGAAUACAACAGAGCGAACCACUUCAUCACCCCAGCACCCAGGGGACCAAAUCGGACACCAACACCAGGGAUUUCGGCUUUGGUGAGGGGAGGUCAGGUGUCGCCCAACGUAGGCAAUCCUCCCUGCCGCCAAGAUUCCAGGCAGCACGGCGUAUUCAACAGCGAAGCUGUCCAUCGCAAUCUGAGGCUAGCCUCGCACCCGCCCCUGGCCCAGCCCAAGAGGUGUCCAAGCCAAGGGAGGUCAGUGGAGUCAAGAAGAGGAAGACUGCAAACCUAGACUCGUUGGAUGAUACAACAGAUGUGCAGAAAGCUCAGAUGGCCACCAUCACAGAAACAGAACUAGAAGAGGAAUCGGAUGAAGAUGAGUGGCAGACACAGAUGAGCAAGCGGAAGAAGAAAGCGUUGGCACACUUUGAGGCAGAAUGGAAGCAACAGCAGGCCAAGGCGGGCAAGAAGGGGUGCAUGGACAAGCUCAUCGGGGUGUUGUCUGAGCAGUUCACCGGCGUUAAACCCAAGGAGGUGAUGGAGGUGAUCCGGCAGGUGCGUCAGGACCACCAUGGCAGCCUGAGCGGCACCCCCUUCAGCACCAUCAUCGCCGAGUCCAGGCUCUACCUGCAGGCCAAGUUGGAACCGCCCAGACCGCAGCUGGUAAACCCGCCCCAACCCCACCAGCCCAAGGAGAGUGAACUCCCCACGUUACAGGCGAUCCAGCAGACUUUUCCACAUCCGGAGGACUCAGACAUAUGUGUCAUCUGUCAGGAGGACAUGAAUUCCAAGAGUGGUGAUGUCAGAAUGCUGGACUGUGGCCACCUGUUUCAUGAUGAGACCGUUACACCUGGAGCGUCUGUGCCAAUGUGCAUCAGCAUUUGGUACAACAGCAGAGAGAGAACGUGUCCCAUCUGUCGCUGCCACACCCUCUUUGCCGAGGACUUCCCCCGCCUCCAGUGACCCUAGGACUUCCCCCCUCCUCUAGUGAACCGUAGACAGUGCCAGACGAGGAUCGCAUGUGGUGAGUACCGUUCUGCAUCCGUGCUGAUGCAGGCGCACAGUGAAACCAAAAACUCAAAGAAGCCUGCUCCGUUCUUACUGUCACUUUGUGUAAAUACAUGUAUAUUGUAGGCUUUUUCAUAGUUUUUUUUUGUUGUAUUUUUUUGUCGGUGGUGAAAUUUACUUCAAAGGGGUCAGUCCACAAAAAAAUGCAAAGUAGAUGCUGAACCAUGUGGCAAACAUCAAACUGCCCCAAAAUUUAAGAUACUUGACAAAGGAUUUGUAGAAGAGACCCUGUUGCAUUGAGCUUUGUCCGGCUUAGUGAUUUGGAAGUUUUGGCGUCGGGUAGUGUGUAUCAAGUUUUCAUUUGAACUGUUAUUCAUAGGUUUGAUUUCUUUACCUGUGCUUGUGGAGUUACGUAACAGUACAUAAGAUUUGGACGUGUAGUUUAUUUAUGGGUAUCCAGAAACACGGACAAAAUAUUUGGGAAGAAAACUAUUUGUUUUUCUUUCCUAAUUUGCAAAAAUGCACUGAAAUUGAAAUACUUUCUAUAGAAAUCAUUCUCUCCUUCACAUUCAGGAGUGGAUUCCAGAAUGUAGCUUCAGCAAUGUGUCUGUGCUUACUUUUUAUUUUUCGAGGUAUUCAGUGUUUAAGGCCAAGAUUCUUGUUAUUGAGUGUGUUGUACUUUACUGUAGCAUGGUGUCAUAAAAAGGUACUAACAGCUGUCCGAAGAUUUGGUUGAUAGAUUUCUUCAAGCUUUGGUUGAGACUGUUACUCGGACAUGAUACGAAUGCAAUGUGCUAUUUUUUCUCUAAAGAAGAGCAUUUAAUCAAAAUCAACUGCCCCACCUCCAAAAUAAUCAAAACAAAUUGAAACGGUUACCGUAGGCCCAAGUUUGUAGCCCACUAAAACUCAAGCAAGUUUAUAGAGAGUCAUAGUUACUUAGAUUUGGAUGUUGAUAUUUCUGUUUAGUUAUGGGUCACACUUGAUUGUCAUCUCUGGGUAAAAAAGGCACUAUUUUCAGCGCAUCAGACCAAAUAGCUUUUUUGGGGGGGUAGGAAGGCAAGUGUGCCUGCAUGUCAACGUUUAUCAAGGAAGGACCAAGUUUCACCAUGAAUAGGCCAGUUAUUUAUGAUAUCACACUUUGUUCACAUGUGCAUUUUCCUAUGAGAGCAUGUGCAUUUUUUCUAUGAGAGCCAAGUGGGGACGACAGAUUUGAAGUGUACAUGUAAAGAAAGUGUCUCAUCAACACUUUAGCCUGUUUUUUUAUGUAAUUCUUUGUGUGUUUUAGGCAGAAGAGUUCUUAUAUAAGAGACUACGGGGUUUAACUGCAUGUACAAUAAACUUGGAAAUGCUCCUUUCCUUUUUUGAACGUAAAUUUCAAUUCUCAAAAAGUGAAC